This is a messenger RNA of Asparagus officinalis (garden asparagus), 2103 nucleotides long. RefSeq lists its product as uncharacterized. The record is from RefSeq and is a predicted model, not a curated record. The transcript is spliced from 2 exons. Lineage: Eukaryota; Viridiplantae; Streptophyta; Magnoliopsida; Asparagales; Asparagaceae. Bases 1 to 2103 code for a protein of 700 amino acids.
AUGAGAGAAGUUCCUGAUAAGUCAUGGAUUGAUAUUCCUAUAUUUCAAAGAAGAGCGAAAGGUGAUACUCGAUAUCGAGACGGAUGGGAAACAUUCCUUGAGUAUGCAUAUGCUAAUCCGAGGAAGGUAGAGAAUGAUUUGUUGUGUUGUCCAUGUAGUAAGUGCAGGAAUAGGGGUCUGGUGGAUAGAGUUGCUAUACGAAGACACUUAGAAAGAUGGGGAUUUGAUGAAAAUUAUAAAUAUUGGAGUUUUCACGGAGAACGUGAAGAUAUUGAACUAGAUGAUACUAAUAUAGAAGAUACGCAAGCAAUGUUCAACGAUAUUCCAGCAGUUGCAGAAGUCAAUGAAGUUCAAGAAGUACCGGAGGCUGUUGAAGUUCCUGGAGAUGCAGAUGAUGUCCAAAAUACCGAAGAUGUGCGUGACACCCGGGCCUUCAAAGACUUAAUGAAGUUAUUGGAUGACGACGAUAAGGAUCUGUAUGAUGGUUGCACUGAGUAUAGUAAAUUGUCAUUUAUUCUUCAACUGAUGCGUAUUAAGACCCUGAGCGGAAUGGCAGAUAAAUAUUUUCAAAUGCUUCUUAAUUUACUACGCAAGGUAAUUCCAGACGGAGAGAAUAGCAUUCCAGAAAAGUGUUAUGAUGCAAAUAAGAUUAUUGGUGCUUUGGGUUUAGAUUACAAUAAGAUCGAUGCUUGUCCUAAUGAUUGUGUCCUUUAUUAUAAGGAUAACGAGAAACUUGAGGAAUGUCCAAAGUGUGGAGUGUCUCGAUGGAGAAAGAAUACACGCACUUCAACCAGAAAGUCGAACGAGUCAGUGAAUCAACAGAAAAAAAUUCCAGCGAAGGUGCUCCGACAUUUUCCCUUAGUGCCUCGGUUGCAACGGUUGUAUAUGAUAAAAAAGGUAGCUAAAGAAAUGUGGUGGCAUAAAGAAAGACGUGUAGAUGAUGGUAAACUAAGACAUCCAGCAGAUGCAAAGGCAUGGAAGCAUGUAGAUCAAAUUUUCCCCUCAUUUUCUGCAGAGUGUAGGAAUGUCAGACUUGGUCUUUCUAGCGACGGAUUCAACCCGUUUGGCAUUAUGAGUUCGGGAUGGUCUACUUGGCCAGUUGUGUUAAUGCCUUAUAAUUUGGCACCUGGUCUUUGUAUGAAGCAAUCAUAUAUGAUUCUUUCAUUAUUGAUACCAGGCAAACAUUCACCCGGUAAUGACAUAGAUGUGUUCAUGGAGCCGUUAAUUGAUGAGUUAAAACAACUAUGGGGUGAAGGGGUCCCAACAUAUGAUGCUCUUUCUUGUGAGUCUUUAAAUCUUCGUGCUAUUCUUAUGUGGACGAUUAAUGAUUUUCCAGCUUAUGGUAAUCUAUCUGGUUGGUCUACGAAAGGGACAUUCGCUUGUCCUGUAUGUGGUCCGAACUUCGAAGGCUUUUAUUUGCAACACAGCCGAAAAAUGUGUUAUUGGUUUAACAGAAGAUGGUUACGAAAAGGGCAUAAAUUUAGGGGGAAAAAAUGGGCAAAUAAGUUUGAUGGCCAAGAAGAGAAAAGAGGGGAGCCUCGUGAAAUGUCUGGAGAUGAGAUUGUAAACUUGUUUGAGGGAUAUCCUAAAUUCAAUUUUGGAAAGAGCCGAUUUACAAAAGAUGAAAUUCUUGCUCCGAGACACACUUCCAUCAUGAAGAGGGCACCCAAACGAAAGAGGCAAGUGCGGGGUUUAGAUGUCACACAUGCUCAGGAUUUGCCGACAGGAUGGACAAAAUUUAGUAUAUUCUUUCAGUUGCCUUACUGGCAUAAACUCAAACUCCGACAUAAUUUAGAUGUAAUGCAUAUUGAAAAGAAUAUAUGUGAUAACUUAUUAUCCACACUCCUUCAAGAUGGUAAGAAAUCAAAGGACGAUUUAAGGGCUCGGCAAGAUUUGAAUGCAUUGAACAUCCGACAUGAUCUGCAAGCACAAGAAGUAGCCAAUGGAAAAUUUGAUUUGCCUUCAGCUCGUAUUACAAUGUCAAAAGCUGAGAUGCAGAGAUUCUGUGAGGUUCUUAAGUUGGUGAAGUCACCAGAUGGUUAUUGCUCUAAUAUUUCAAAUAAUGUACAGCACUUCGUAACAACAUGGCCGAUGAAGAAGUAA